AAAGGAAGAGGAACAGACCACAAGAAGAAGAAGAGGGAGACACAACGUAAACAAACCCUUUCUUGUUUUUUACCUGAACGCUUUGUUUCGCUUCUUGGGUCCUCUUCCUCUCGGUCCUCUCUUAUCAUUAUUCACACACUUUCCUUUUCAAUCGUACCCACCGCACAUCCCUCGCUGGGGACUGAAGAAGAAGAGUGAAGCUCAGCGCUGCAAUGGCCCCCUAAAACACUGAAGAAGGAUCCAUUUCUCUGUACAAGCUGGUCCAUAUAACAAGCAAAGGAAGACACACUGCAGCAGUGGGUCAUCAUGUGACAGUAACAAAAGGAUUUCUGAUGAAGCUUUCCAUACUCAUACUUUCUACAACCUGAGUCAAGGCCAGGCAGUUGUCUGAACCAGAAAGAUGGGUCUGCGAGAGGACAGGGUGGGGAGCUUGGAGGAAGAGGCUAAGAGGCGGAAGGAAAAGCUGCAGGCACUGAAGAGGAGGUGCCGGGGUGAGGAGGGGCAGAAGGAGCAAGAUGGAGAGGCUGAGGAGGGAGCCAGCCGUGACGGGGAGGAUCUGCCAGCACCACAAGUACUGUUCAGAAACUACAAGCCCCAGAGUGAGGAGCUGGAGCCUGCAACACUGCCCUUGGAGGCUCCAGCAGAUGUGGAGAUGCUCGUGAAGACACAGCUGGAGGAUGGAGAGAAGGCCAAGGAGGAAGUGCAGGUUGAGAUCACCAACUUGGCGCCAAAGAAGAUCACCUUUGACCUCAAGCGAUGCAUCCAACCGCAGCUGGACAAGCUGGAGCGCCGCACCGACAAGGCCAUCGCUGAACUGAUCCGACAGCGGCUGAAGGAAGGAAAGCAGCAGGAUUUCCUGAUCGCUGUCAAUGCGGGUGCCCAUGCCCAGCAGAAGUCCAGUUUUGACUCAGAUGAAGACUAACUUGGUGGUGCUUAUGCAUAGUAUUAUAUUGUAUAUUGCAUAACUGGCACCACUAUAAAAAAUUUGCCUUCUAUUAUUAUUAUUAUCAUCAUUGUUAGACAAAAACAAACAUAUAAUGACCUUUGGGUAAAAUAAUAAUGGAGAGAGAGAGAGAGAGAGAGAGAGAGAGAGAGAGAGAGAGAGAGAGAGAGAGAGAGAGAGAAAACUGAUUGAAAUAUCUCCAUUCCCCCCACCUCUCUCUCUCUCUCUCUCUCUCUCUCUCUCUCUGUGUGUGUCUCUGUUUCUGUCUCCCCCACCCCACUCUCUCUCUCUCUCUCUCUCUCUCUCUCUCUCUCUCUCUCUCUCUCUCUCUCUCUCUCUCUCUCUCU
Molecule: messenger RNA, 1290 nt
Organism: Eriocheir sinensis (Chinese mitten crab)
Lineage: Eukaryota; Metazoa; Arthropoda; Malacostraca; Decapoda; Varunidae
Product: coiled-coil domain-containing protein 12-like
Exons: 4
Coding region: 401-922 (173 amino acids)
Cellular component (GO): post-mRNA release spliceosomal complex; U2-type spliceosomal complex
Source: RefSeq, a predicted model, not a curated record